AUGCCGUCCAUUUUUCGCAAGCGCGGCGAGCCCGAGGAGAUCACGCCCUACCCCGCCCUCGACGAUGCCGCGGCCACCGGUAUCGAGCCGCUGAAGGCUCUGGCUCAGUUCGAGAAGGCGCACAAGCUCGACCCCAACAUGCCAAUUGACGAGCUCAACGAUGUCGAUACAGCGCUCGCCACCGGUAACGCCGAGAAGGGCCUCGAGAUCGAGCAGGCCCUCAUGGAGGACAACUCGCCUUAUCCAGAGGUUCGCGCAGUAGUACGGAAUUACGAUGUCGAUUUGCCGGCAAACACGAUUCGCGCCUGGGUCAUUGGCAUGCUGCUCUGCACCGUUGGCUCUGGUGUUAACAUGCUUUUCUCACUGCGCAACCCGAGUGUCACGAUUACGACCUAUGUCGUGCAGCUCAUCGCCUACCCCAUCGGCUUGGGUUGGGAUUUGAUCAUGCCGGAUAAGGAGCAGAAUGUCUUUGGCAUCAAGUUCAACCUCAAGCCUGGCCGCUUCAACUACAAGGAGCACGUCAUCAUCGUUGCCAUGUCUAAUGCCGCAUAUGGAGGUGGUGUUUUGUAUGCGACAGAUGUUCUCCUUGCCCAACAGCUCUUCUACAAGCAACACUUUGGGUGGGCCUUUCAGUUGCUUUUCGGCAUCACCACUCUUUGCACUGGAUACGGUCUGGCUGGAUUGGCACGUCGCUUCCUCGUUUGGCCCUCUGCCAUGAUUUGGCCCUCGAACCUGGUCAACUGUGCUCUGUUCUACACCCUUCACGACCACUCUGGCUCGGACCCAACCAAAACCAACGGAUGGAAGAUCGGCCGCUACCGCUGGUUCCUCAUUGUCGGCAGCGGUGCCUUCAUCUGGUACUGGUUCCCUGGUUGGAUUUUCCAGGGUCUCUCGUACUUCACCUGGAUCUGCUGGAUCGCGCCCAAGAACGAGGUCGUCAACAAGGUCUUUGGUGGCCUCUCGGGCUAUGGACUCAUGCCCAUCUCAUUCGACUGGACCGUGAUUUCCGGUUAUCUUACUUCCCCACUGAUCCCGCCUUUCCACGCCAUCGCCAACGUGAUUGCUGGCAUCAUCGUCUUCUUCAUCGUCGUUUCUUCCGGCAUCCAUUUCUCCGGCACGUGGUACUCCGACUAUUUCCCUGUGCAGAGCUCCGAGUCGUUUGACAACACUGGCGCGGUCUACAACGUCAGUCGCAUCCUCGAUGCCAAUCUGCAGUUCAAUGAGACUGCCUACAACGAUUACUCGCCGCUCUACCUGCCGACGCAGUUUGCUCUUGCCUACGCCCUGUCUUUUGCCGCCGUGGCAGCUGUUGUCGUUCAUGUUGCCCUGUACCACGGUACGGAGAUCUGGGGCCAGUUCAAGCUUGCCCGUCACCAGGAGGACGACGUGCACAUGCGUUUGAUGAAGAAGUACCGCGAUGCUGAGGACUGGUGGUAUCUCGCCCUGUUCGUCACCAUGGUCGGCAUCUCGUUCGGUGUUGUUGCUGGCUGGCCAACCGGGUUCCCUGCUUGGGCCUACGUCGUCUGCAUCCUGAUUCCGGUCUUCUGGCUCAUCCCCAUUGGCAUCGUCCAGGCCAUUACCAACAUCCAACUCGGCCUCAACGUCCUGACCGAGUUCAUCAUUGGUUACAUGGUGCCCGGCCGGCCCCUUGCCAUGAUGAUGUUCAAGAAUUACGGCUACAUCUGCAUGUCGCAGGCACUCUACUUCGCCCAGGAUCUCAAACUGGGUCACUACAUGAAGGUACCGCCUCGUACCCUGUUCGCAUCCCAGCUUGUCGCCUCGCUCUGGUCUGCCGUCGUCCAGAUUGCCGUCAUGAACUGGGCUCUUGGCCACAUCCCCGACGUAUGCCAGCCCGACCAGCCCAACAGCUACACCUGCCCCGGCGGUCGUGUCUUCUUCACGGCGUCCAUCAUCUGGGGCGCUAUUGGCCCCGCCCGCAUCUUUUCUGGACAGGCGCUUUACUCAUCCCUGCAAUGGUUCUGGCUCGUCGGCGCCAUCACUCCGGUCAUCACCUGGUUUCUCGCCCGCAAGUGGCCCAAGAGCAUUUGGCGCUAUGUCAACACGCCGCUGCUGUACGGUGGUUCCGGCUGGCUGCCCCCUGCUAGCGUCUACAUCUACCUUUGCUGGGCUCUUGUCGGCACCAUCUUCAACUUCUUCAUCAGACGUCGCUACACCGGCUGGUGGUUGCAGUACAACUACAUCACUUCGGCGGCCCUCGAUUGCGGACUGAUCGUGGCCACGCUCAUCAUCUUCUUCACGCUGUACCUCACAUCGGCGAGACCACCUCAAUGGUGGGGCAAUGUUGAUGUCUUUGAGACGAUGGACUGGAAGGGCACAGCCAUCAGGACGCAAGUGGCACCCGGUGAGACCAUUGGGCCCAGUAGCUGGCCUUGA
Colletotrichum spaethianum is the source of this 2394-nucleotide messenger RNA. RefSeq names its product sexual differentiation process protein isp4. The record is from RefSeq and is a predicted model, not a curated record. The coding region runs from base 1 to 2394 and encodes 797 amino acids. Lineage: Eukaryota; Fungi; Ascomycota; Sordariomycetes; Glomerellales; Glomerellaceae. Gene Ontology annotation, biological process: transmembrane transport. Gene Ontology annotation, molecular function: oligopeptide transmembrane transporter activity. The transcript has 4 exons.